Molecule: messenger RNA, 4698 nt
Organism: Vanderwaltozyma polyspora DSM 70294
Lineage: Eukaryota; Fungi; Ascomycota; Saccharomycetes; Saccharomycetales; Saccharomycetaceae
Gene: GDB1
Product: bifunctional 4-alpha-glucanotransferase/amylo-alpha-1,6-glucosidase
Exons: 1
Coding region: 1-4698 (1565 amino acids)
Biological process (GO): glycogen catabolic process; glycogen biosynthetic process
Molecular function (GO): amylo-alpha-1,6-glucosidase activity; 4-alpha-glucanotransferase activity
Source: RefSeq, a predicted model, not a curated record
AUGAGUUUUGAUCCAAGUUCGAAAAGAACCUUAUUGUUAAGGUUAGGUGAAUAUGGUGAACCAAUUGCCAAUAAUAGUUCUUCAGAUAAGGACGGUGUUCUGACCUUACCUUCUCUACCUUGCAAUUUAGAAAAUGAUCUAACUAAUAAUGAACCUAUUUAUACUUUAAGAUUAUUAAUUGCCGCAGGUUCCCCUAUUUCAAGAGAUGGUUUGAUAUGGACCAAUUGUCCACCUGAUUCAGGUACUAUUUUCAACAGAGGUAAGUUUUAUAAAAAAACUAUAAAGUCAACCUUCUAUAAUGAUGACACUAUUGAUUUGGAAAUUUUCAGACCUGGUUCUUUUUGUUUCUACAUCUCUUUCAGAAAUAAAAGUGACAAUUUACAAACUACAAAGAAAUAUUAUUUCGUUUUACCUCCAAGUUUAUCAAUAAAUAAGACAUUCUUACCUUUGAAUUCGAUUAAUUGUCAAACUAUAGUAUCAAAAUGGCUAGGUAAUGAUCUUAACAAAGAAUGGUUUAAAAUAUUUGAAAAAGUUUCAAAUAAGGGUUACAAUAUGAUUCAUUUCACCCCUUUAACUAUAAGAGGUGAGUCGAAUUCUCCUUACUCCAUUUACGAUCAAUUAGAAUUCGACCCAAAGAUUUUUCCAAAUAAUAUUGAAGAUGUAGAUAACAUGGUUAAAAGAUUGCAAAAGGAUUAUGGUAUCUUAUCAUUGACUGAUAUCGUGUUUAAUCAUACAGCAAACAAUUCUCAAUGGCUAAGAGAACAUCCAGAGGCUGGUUACAAUCAUGUUACUGCCCCUCAUUUGAUUGCUGCAAUGGAAUUAGAUGAAGCUUUACUAGAAUUUAGUAAAGAGUUGAAACAUCUAAACUACCCUUGCUCUGUUGAAAGUGAAGAUGAUUUAUUCAAAAUUAUGGAUGGUAUCAAAAUUCAUGUUUUAGGUCAACUGAAGUUAUGGGAAUAUUAUGUAAUUAAUAUCGAAGAAACUUUAGAACUUUUAGAAAAAUCAUACGAUACUAUCGAUGCCAGCAAAAAAUUGAUAGAUAACGAACAAAACAUUAUAAAUGAUAUUCCUGAAUCAACCUUAAAUAAUGUAGUAGAAUUGAGUAAAAUCUUUGCAAAAGAUUUCAAUGCUCAACCUUUUCAUAUCCUCGGUGAAAGAAACUUUCACACAAUUGACAAUGACAGAUUUGUUUUAUUCUUAAAGAAGUUUAAAAAUUUCGAUAAAUUCGAUAAAAAGGUUGAAGAUUUCGUGACAAAUCUAUUGAAUGAAAUAAAUUUACCACUUUACAGAACCUACGAUGAUGAUGUUAACGAAAUUUUAGAACAGUUGUACAAUAGAAUCAAGUAUUUAAGAUUAGAUGGUCACGGUCCAAAAUUGGGUAAUAUUACUGACGAUUCGCCAUUGACUGAACCUUAUUUCACAAGAUUUGUUGGUAAGGAUGGUGUUAAGUAUGCCUUAGCUAACAAUGGUUGGAUUUGGAAUGGUAACCCAUUGGUGGAUUUUGCUUCUCCACAAACAAAAUCUUAUUUACGCAGAGAAGUCAUUGUUUGGGGUGAUUGUGUUAAAUUAAGAUAUGGUAAGUCUCCUGAAGAUUCCCCUUACUUAUGGGACAGAAUGUCAAAAUAUGUAGAAGUUAAUGCUAAAAUCUUCAAUGGUUUUAGAAUUGAUAACUGUCAUUCAACUCCACUCCAUGUUGGUGAAUAUUUCUUGGAUUUAGCAAGAAAAUUCAAUCCAAAUCUAUAUGUUGUCGCAGAACUAUUCUCAGGUUCAGAAACUACUGAUUGUUUAUACGUUGAAAGGUUGGCUAUCAGUUCUUUGAUUAGGGAAGCUAUGCAAUGUUGGUCGGAAGAUGAAUUGGCUAGAUUAGUUUAUAACUAUGGUGGUAGACCAAUUGGUUCCUACAAAUUUGUUCCAACAGAUAACAUCGCUUAUUCACCUGAUUUGAAACUUGAUUCAAACUAUCAUCUAUGUAACAAGGAGUUCCCAGCGGUCAGAUGUGUUUCUGAAAUUAUGAUCCCAAAGAUUCUAUCUGCCCAACCUCCUCAUGCUCUAUUUAUGGAUUGUACCCAUGAUAAUCAAAUGCCAUAUCAAAAAAGGACAGUAGAAGAUACACUUCCAAACGCUGCAUUAGUAGCCUUAUGUUCCAGUGCUAUUGGUUCUGUAUAUGGUUAUGAUGAGAUAUUCCCAAGCUUAUUAGACUUGGUGAAUGAAAAAAGACAAUAUUGUAUCACUGACUGCCCUCAAGAUGAAGGUAUUGGUAAAGUUAAAAAGUUGUUGAAUGAGCUGAGAGAUAAAAUGGCAAAAAUUUCCACUGACAUCGAAGAUGCGGAAAUGCAUGUUCAUCAAGAAGGCCAGUAUAUUACUUUCCAUAGAGUCAACUCUAAAAAAGGUGCUGGUUUCUAUUUAAUUGCAAGAACCAAAUUCAAUGAUUUCGGUGGUGAUCAAAAAUUACCUCCUAUUGUUUUAAGUCAUGCUACUUGUGACUUGCAGUUUGCCUAUACGUUGGAAAAAGCAGGUGAUGUUCCAAAAGAUGACAAAACUUAUAUUAAGGGUAUCCCUACUAAAUUAAAGGAAUUGAAAGGUUUUAAGGUUACCUAUGAUGAGCAAGCAGAGGCUUCUACAAUUACCUUGCCUGAUGAAUUCCCACAAGGUUCGAUUGCUAUAUUUGCUACUCAACAGAAUGAAAUUGAUGAUGAGCUAGAUCAAUUUAUUAGAUCUGGUGCUAUUCAAGCCACUGAAAAAUUGACCUUGGAAUCUCUAAAUUCAAUCUUGUAUAGAAGUGAAGCUGAAGAAUAUGAUGUCAGUUGUGGCAGAAAUGGUGCCUAUGAUCUUCCAAAUUACGGGAAACUAGUAUAUUGUGGUCUUCAAGGUUGGGUCUCUGUGUUGAGAGAUGUGAUGUUUAACAAUGAUCUUGGUCAUCCUAUUAGUGCAAAUCUACGUGAUGGUUACUGGGCAUUGGACUAUGUUAUCAACAGAUUGGAUAAUUAUAUUAAUGAGCCAGGUGUUGCAGAAGUGCAAGAAUGGUUUAGAUCAAGGUUUGAUAGAGUAAAGAAAUUACCUAACUACUUGGCCCCAAGUUAUUUCGCUUUUAUUAUUGGUAUAAUGUAUGGUUGUUGUAGAUUUAGAGCAAUGCAAUUGUUCCCAGAUCAUAUUGGUUAUUCCACCUUAUUUAUCCAAAGUCUAGCUUUGACAUCAAUUCAAAUGGUCUCAAAGAUGAAAUCGACAUCAAUUUUCCCAGAUAAAGAAGUACCAGCAAUGGCUGCUGGUCUGCCAUUCUUUUCCACUGGAUAUAUGAGAUGUUGGGGGAGAGAUGUUUUUAUAUCUUUGAGAGGUUUAUUACUGGCAACCGGUAGAUUCGAUGAAGCCAAAGAUCAUAUUUUGGCAUUUGCGAAGACAUUGAAACACGGUUUAAUUCCAAACCUGUUAGAUGCUGGUAGAAACCCUAGAUAUAAUGCCCGUGAUGCGGCUUGGUUUUUCUUACAAUCAGUCCAAGAUUAUAUUGAUUCUGUGCCAGAUGGCGUACAAAUUCUAAAGGAGAAGGUUACUAGAAGAUUCCCACUAGAUGACACUUAUAUUGAAUAUGAUGAUCCAUUGGCAUUUAGCUACAGUUCUACUAUAGAGGAAGUUGUAUAUGAAAUCUUAGCUAGACAUGCUAAAGGGAUCAAAUUCAGAGAGGCAAAUGCUGGUCCUAAGAUUGACAGAGUCAUGACUGACAAGGGUUUCGAUGUAGAAAUUUAUGUCGAUUGGGAAACAGGUCUAGUGCAUGGUGGUAGUCAAUACAAUUGUGGUACCUGGAUGGAUAAAAUGGGUGAAAGUGAAAAGGCAAAUUCGGUCGGUGUUCCUGGUACCCCAAGAGACGGUGCAGUUGUUGAAAUCAAUGGUUUGUUGAAGAGUACAUUAAGAUUUGUUAUUAAGAUGAAUGAAGAAGGACACUUCAAGUUUACUGAAGUUGAAAAUCAAAAUGGCGAAAAGGUUUCUUUUAAGAAAUGGAAUGAUUUGGUUCAAGAAAAUUUCGAAAAGAAGUUUUAUAUUCCAUUAGACCCAACUGAUGAUAAGCAUUACGACAUUGAUUCUUCAAUUGUUAAUAGAAGAGGUAUUUACAAGGAUUUGUAUAAGUCUGGAAAACCUUACGAGGAUUAUCAAUUUAGACCUAACUUUGCUAUAGCCAUGGCAGUGGCUCCAGAAUUGUUUGUUCCAGACCAUGCUGCUUAUGCAGUUCGUAUGGCUGAUAAAAUUUUGAGGGGACCUAUUGGUAUGCGUACGCUAGAUCCAAGUGAUUAUAAUUAUCGUCCAUACUACAUCAAUAGUGAAGAUUCUACCGACUUUGCUACAUCCAAGGGUAGAAACUAUCAUCAAGGUCCUGAAUGGACAUGGUGCUAUGGUUAUUUCCUAAGAGCUUACCAUCAUUUUGAAUUUAUAAGUAAUCCAUUUGCACAAAGUGAAUGUAAGACAAAGCCUUCUUCACUCUUAUUCCAACAAUUAUAUGAAAGAUUAGAACACCACAGAGCUUUGAUUGCAUCAAGUCCAUGGGCAGGUCUUCCUGAAUUAACAAACAAAGACGGAGCGGUCUGUAAUGACUCCUGUCCUACUCAGGCUUGGAGUACUGGUUGUUUAUUAGAUUUGGUAUUUGAUCUUUGGGUUAACCAUAGAAGACAUUGGUAUGAAAUGGAACUUAAAAGAAAGGAUUUGAAACAAUAG